Molecule: messenger RNA, 915 nt
Organism: Closterium sp. Naga37s-1
Lineage: Eukaryota; Viridiplantae; Streptophyta; Zygnematophyceae; Desmidiales; Closteriaceae
Source: the annotation of a GenBank genome assembly
AUGGCCCAUCCGGGUCAGUGCAAGGACGAGGCAUCGGGACUUGAGAAGGUGGUUCUCAGACAGGCUGGCGGCGCGACAGCGGAGGUGUUUUUCCACGGCGGACACGUCACCUCGUGGAAGCACGACGGCAAGGAGGAGAACCUCUUCAUGAGCAGCAAGGCGAUCUUCAAGCCACCCAAGGCAAUCCGGGGCGGCAUUCCAGUCUGCUUCCCUCAGUUCGGCCCCAUGGGACCGUUGGAUCAGCACGGCUAUGCUAGGAACAGAUCCUGGUCGUUGGAUCCUGCUUCUCCCAACUCGGACCCUGCCUCUCUUGACCUUCUUCUCACGCCCUCACCUGAAGACAUGCGCCUCUGGCCGCACAGCUUUGAGCUGCGAAUGAAGGUGGCGUUGGGAAGAGGAGGCGAGCUGCUGUCGUCCAUGCGUGUGCUCAACACCGACAGCAAGGCGCUCUCCUUUACCUGCGCCUUGCACACAUACUUCCGCGUCUCAGACAUCAGCGAGGUGCGCAUAGAGGGGCUGGAGACGUUGGAUUAUUUCGACAACCUGGAUGCUCUCAAGAGAGUGACGGACCAAGGGGACUCCAUCACGUUCGACUCAGAGUUUGACAGAAUAUACUUGAAUACGCCAGCAAAGGUUGCUAUAGUGGACCACGCAAUAAAGAAGACGUACCUCGUCAAGAAGGAUGGAUUCCUUGAUGCAGUGGUAUGGAAUCCGUGGGAGAAGAAGGCAAGGGCCAUGAGCGACAUGGGAGAGGGCGAGUACAAGCGAUUCGUGUGUGUGGAGGCAGCAGCAAUCGAGAAGCCGGUGCAGCUGAAGCCGGGGGAGGAGUGGCGAGCCGGUCAAGAGCUGUCAGUGGUGCCUUCGUCGUACCACAGUGGACAGUUGGACCCUACCGUGGUUACAAGGGGUUAUUAG